This is a messenger RNA of Alternaria novae-zelandiae, 1038 nucleotides long. RefSeq lists its product as uncharacterized. The record is from RefSeq and is a predicted model, not a curated record. The transcript has 2 exons. Gene Ontology annotation, molecular function: methyltransferase activity. Bases 1 to 1038 code for a protein of 345 amino acids. Lineage: Eukaryota; Fungi; Ascomycota; Dothideomycetes; Pleosporales; Pleosporaceae.
AUGGCGUCUUCAUCUUCCCCGAAGCCUUUCGAGGGCAUCGGCUUGCACCAGCAGGAUAGCGCCGUGCAUCUAGGAGACGACGCGCCUUCCUCUUCCUCGUACCCACAACAACACGCCCCCGUACACCACGCAGCGCCACAAGACUCCGAAGCUUCCCCCGUCGACGACGAUGGCCUUGGCUUCUCGUCCGACUCAGCCUUCGACAGCGGCAGCCUCCUUGGCGACGAGACCGAUUCGCUAGCCUCGUCCAUCCUCCACCACCGCAUGGAGAAUGGACGGCAGUACCACGCAUACCGCGACGGCGCAUACUGGGGACCAAAUGACGAGCUGGCCAAGGAGAUACUGGAUUUCGCACACCACAUGUACCUCCUGACGCUCGACCAGAAGCUGCAUCUUGCGCCGCUGGUUAAUCCACAGACGAUAUUAGAUUGCGGCACAGGAACCGGCAUAUGGGCAAUUGAUAUGGCAGACCAAUACCCCUCAGCAACAGUAACAGGAACCGACCUCUCCCCCAUCCAACCCGAAUGGGUCCCGCCAAACUGCCACUUCGAAAUCGACGACGUCUCGCUCGAAUGGACCUUCCCGCCCAACCACUUCGACUUCAUCCACAUCCGCGAGCUCUUCGGCUGCAUCCCCGACUGGGAUUUCUUCUUCCAGCAAGCCUACAAGCACACCAAACCAGGCGGCUGGAUAGAAAUCGUAGAGCACUCCGUGUGUCCUACAUCCGACGAUGGGUCAAUGGGCCCAGACCACUUCUACCAUACCUGGGGGAAAGUGGUGGUGGAGAUGGGUGAUCGGUUCGGCAAGACGUUUACGAUUUGGGAGGAGAGUGCCGAGAGGAUACGACGAGCGGGGUUUGUGGAUGUGACGGUUAUGGAGUAUAAGUGGCCGAUGAAUGGGUGGCCGACGGAUAAGAAGUUGAAGAAUAUUGGGCGGUGGAAUCAGCUGAGGUUGAUGGAUGGGGUUGAGGGUUUUAUGUUGAGGUUGUUGACGCAGGUUGGCGGUGUGAGUCUUGCUGAGGUUGGUGUGGUGGAUUAA